AUGACUGUUUUUCUGUGUCAGCUGCCCCCCUGCCUGUCCCCCACUCACCUCCCCCUGCCACUCACCUCCCCCUGCCACUCACCCCUGCCACUCACCCCUGCCACUCACCUCCCCCUGCCACUCACCUCCCCCUGCCACUCACCUCCCCCUGCCACUCACCUCCCCCUGCCACUCACCUCCCCUGCCACUCACCCUGCCACUCACCUCCCCCUGCCACUCACCUCCCCCUGCGACUUGUCGGGUGCCUUGUCGCCUGACACGUGGCGCAUCAUGCCGGGCGGCCCACACACCUGCACACACGGGGUGAGUGAGGUGCAGCCACACGGGGUGAGUGAGAGGCAGGGCAGCCAGGGGCCACAGAGGCCAUGCUGCGAACCCAGCCACCCAGGGGGGACAAGGGCCCUCACGAGCACGAGGGAGUCGGGGGAUGGUGGUGGCAGCGCCUUGCGCAGCACGUCCGCCGUGAUGAACCCCUCCCCGCCCUUCCAUGCCGCCCCCGCCUCCGCGCGGUCCACCAUCAAGUACACCUGCUCCGCGUGGCGGGGUGUGGCGGAUGUGGAGGAAUGCGGGGACAACGUGGGAGGCGUGUGGAGUGCGAUGUGGUGUGCAUGGGUGGAGGCGCAGCACAGCAUGGGUGGAGGCGCAGCACAGCAUGGGUGGAGGCGCAGCACAGCAUUGCGAGAUGGUGAUGAGGGGUGA
Molecule: messenger RNA, 699 nt
Organism: Closterium sp. Naga37s-1
Lineage: Eukaryota; Viridiplantae; Streptophyta; Zygnematophyceae; Desmidiales; Closteriaceae
Source: the annotation of a GenBank genome assembly